Molecule: messenger RNA, 4910 nt
Organism: Anopheles moucheti
Lineage: Eukaryota; Metazoa; Arthropoda; Insecta; Diptera; Culicidae
Gene: Psi
Product: far upstream element-binding protein 1
Exons: 8
Coding region: 991-3180 (729 amino acids)
Biological process (GO): regulation of DNA-templated transcription
Cellular component (GO): nucleus; cytoplasm
Molecular function (GO): mRNA binding
Source: RefSeq, a predicted model, not a curated record
CAAAAGAAGACGUGUGCCUGUGUGAUGUGCGGAAAAAGCUUUCUAUCCGUGCCUAGUAGCAUCAUAGUUCCUUUUUCUUUAGUUUUAUAAUUUCGUCCCAUUUAAAACACGCACAAGAAAGUACACGCAACCUUACAUAAAGUGCAUUUCACGCUGUGUGCCGGCCCGUUCUGGCGAUUUUCCGUUUCCGCGUCGCAGCCGCCCUUGUUUCCCCCCGCGCUUGAAAGAUUCGCGUGUUCGACGAUAAGAUGAUAAAACUCGUGCCGUUUGCUUGUUGUAAAGCGUAGCCUAGUUUGUGGAAAAGAAAAGCAACGCAAAGCGAGAAAAGCGAAUAAAAAGGAAUUGUACACUUUCCACCCACCGGAAAAGAUUCUAACCAGCAACUGCAACAAGAGCCAAAGAGCGCGAGAGAGAAAGAGAGGGUGGAGAUAGAACGAGCAAGCGAAUCUAAAGAAGAGAAUUAAUCGGAAACAAGAAAACGGCUUGAAAAGUCCCACGAAUACGCCUGUGGUCACAUACCAACUCUCCGACACACAAACACACGAUAGCUUCCCAUGGUGGGCAGUGUGUAAAAACGACGCCAACACACGUAUAGAGCGAGAAGGAUUGCUUCCAACCAAGAGGGUAGCUGGAUUGUCGUAUAGGAGAGUAGCGUGUGGUUUGGUAUAACGUCCCCUGGUUGGAAGUGGCCAGGCUAAGUGGAAUAGGCAAGACGCGCGUAGAAUAUUAAAGGACCACUCGAAGACAAGAAAAGGAACUAGUGCAGCCCCUCGGCUCCGAGGGUCGUAACCAACGCUCCACACAUUUCGUUCGGCGGCAAUUGCGACAGGCAUUAGGCAGCGACGCCCAGCAGCAUCAGGCAGCGAAAGAAGACGGGCCGUGAAGCGCGAGUUUUUAAAAGUCGUCCCCGGGUUGUGUAUUCGGUGUUGACUUCCGGGUGGAGCAGUGUGGAGCGAACAUUUUUACUUUAUCGGUUCAUUUCUUUUAAUAAUGAGUGAUUAUUCCAACCAGAACUCGCAAAAUUUUAGUCAAUCGUCAGCAUUUGCAGCCGCUUUACAGAGAGCCAAACAAAUUGCCGCUAAGAUACACCCGGGAGGUCACCAGCAGCAGCAGCAGCCGCUACCAGUGAAGAGACCACACGACGAUCACGAUUCGGGGCCAGAAUUGAAAAAGUUCGGUGGACAGUCUGAUUACAAUAAUGCUAGCUCGCCUACUGGCAUGAGUCAGGCUGCAAUGCAAGCCGCCGCCCAAGCUGCAGCAGUAGCCGCCCGUCUGUCGCAGAACAACAGCAGCAAUAACCAGAACAACUUCAACGCUCCCAACGCUCCCGGAGGCGGUGGAUCGCAGGACCCGAACCAGCGCGUGCGCGAACUAAUCAGCAAGAUGGUAAACCACGGCCCAAUGGACAACGGCAAUCAUCCCGGUCAGGGUGGUGGAGGUGGCGGCGGCGGCGGUGGUGGAGGCCGUGGAGGGGGUGGUGGUGGUGGCGGCUUCGGUACAUACCAGGAGAUGAUGAUUCCUGGUUCGAAAGUGGGUCUGAUCAUUGGCAAGGGUGGUGAAACAAUUAAGCAGCUGCAGGAAAAGACGGGCGCCAAGAUGGUGAUCAUACAGGAUGGACCGGGCCAGGAGAUGGAGAAGCCGCUGCGUAUUUCCGGCGACCCGCAGAAGGUGGAGCAGGCGAAACAGCUGGUAUAUGAGCUGAUCCAGGAAAAGGAUGCGUAUUCGCAGCGACCGAACAUGAAUGGCGCCGAACAGGCAGAAGUGUUCGUACCGAAGGCGGCCGUCGGUGUGGUGAUCGGCAAGGGUGGUGAGAUGAUCAAGAAGAUUCAGGGCGAAUCGGGCUGUAAGCUCCAGUUCAUGCAGAGCCGUGGAGAUGGUCCGGGUGACCGGCGCUGCAUUGUGCAAGGGUCGAAGGCGCAGGUCGAGGAAGGAAAACGAAUGAUUGAGGAUCUAAUCGACAGUGUGCUGCGCCGUGAACAGCAGGGUGGCGGUGGUGGCCGCGGAGGAGGUGGAGGUGGGGAUGGAGGUGGUCACGGGCGCGGUGGCAUGGGAGGUAAUCCGAAUCAGGAAAAUAACUACAAUAACUACAAUGGACCGCAGGUGACGCGGUUGGAGUACACCUUCACUGUACCGGUAUCGAAAUGUGGUAUAAUUAUCGGACGUGGUGGUGAUACGAUCAAACAGAUUAAUCAGCAGUCCGGUGCACAUACGGAGAUGGACCGAAAGGCGUCACAGAAUCAGACGACGGAAAAAACGUUCACCUGUAAGGGCGAACAGCAUCAGGUGGACGAGGCGAAGCGUUUAAUUCAGGAUAAAAUCAACAUGGAGAUUAAUAUGGUGUACGUCGGUUCCACGUCCGUACCGGUCAAUCAGUACCAGAACAAUGGCGCUGGGGGAGGUGGUGGUGGCGGUGGUCCCAACGCAUACCAGCAGGGUGGUUGGGGUGGCGGUUAUCAGUCACAGGGUGGCUGGGAACAUCCGCAAUCGGCCCAAGUAAAUGCGGCAUCGGCCGCGGCAGCAGCUGCUGCGGCGGCAGCGCAACAACAGCAACAACCGCAGGCAGACUACUCGCAACAAUGGAUCGAGUAUUAUAAGCAAAUGGGAAUGCAUAGAGAGGCGGAAGUCAUUGAGCAACAGAUUAAAGCACGCCAGGCAGCCCAAGGAACAAUGGCAGCUAAUCAAAAUGUGCAAGGUCAAACAGUGAUGGGCGCGGCAGGAGCCGGAGCACCACAACAACAGGCGCAACCGCAACAGCAACAAGUCGGCGGCCAGGCAGAUUACAGUGCAGAAUGGGCUGAAUACUAUCGACGGAUCGGCAAAAUCGACGAGGCGGAAGCAAUCGAGAAACAGAUCGCUGCAAACAAGGCCUUGCAAGCACAGGCCGUUGCGGCAGCGGCAGCAGUAGCAGCGGCAACCGGUGGUAAUCAGCCCGGUGGACCGGGUGGUGCUGGUAACGGGCCAUAUGGAGGAGGCGGCGGCCCACAGCAGCAAGGACCUGGCGGCUAUGGCGGUCAACAGUACCAGCAGUACUACGGCGGUGGUGGAGGCGGAGGUGGCGGCGGUGGUGGUGGCGGUGGUCAACCGGGAUACGCAGGCUAUCCGUAUGGUGGAGGCUAUCCGGGACCGGGCGGUGGAGGGCCCCAAAACCAAUCGAAUGCAUCCAAUCAGGACAAGAAUUAAAAUGAAGAUACCACGCACGGUCUCUUCCAAACCCUUUCGGCAAAACGACAGCCUUCCAGACUGUGCACCAGCGUGUAUCUCUACUCCCACAUCAUGAACGGAGAGCUGAAGGGAGUGUGAAAGUAAUGAUGCAUCGUGUUCGAAAAAAUGAAGCGAAGACUUCCCUCGUUCCCGACUGGGGUUUCCAGGUUCGAUCCUUUUUUAUUGCAACUCCCACGCAGUUGAUUAUUAACGCGUAAUGUUUCGCGAAUGUAGCAUGAACGCUCUUAUAACCUAACACUACUUCUCUACCAAUAACUGCAACUGCAUAAUACAACAGUGCGAGGCGAAUGGAAAAGGCCGAUAGACGACAAAUAUAUUAUAAUCCAGCAUAGCAGCAAGUGAAAUAAAUUGAAGUUCGAAGUAAUUAUGAUUAAUCCACAAUCCAAUCUAAAUAAAACUAGUUUUUAGGGAAUACCUAUGAAAUGGUAACGUUUAAUAGUAGCGUUAGUAGCAAUAUUAUAUCAAACCCGAUUAACGGAUAGUGAGAGGCUUGCAAAGAAAAGGUAGUAGCAGUUAUUCAAAAGCAAAAAAUGAUCGUUGCUCGGAACCGCGCAGAGACAUCAACACAGCCAACCGAUACUCUACUGACAUACGGUACAGAGCUGUCGACUCACUCUACUCCGACGAAUUGUCUGAUCAGCGGUUCCGGUUUUCUAUGGAAAGUACUGCGAGGAAAGGAGGAGAUGUACAGUUCCUGCUUGCCAAUCUCUGUGUGCAGUUGUUUCGUAGCAUUUUUCCUGAAUCACAUGUAAAGAACUAUUUAAUUAUAGCUAGCGCGCCUUGUGUCGAAAACAGUUUGAAAUAUAUUACUUCUAUCGCAUAGAGAUAGAAUCAUUCUUCCAAAGGCAGGAUAGCGUCCGAUCAGUUUCUUAGACGGGUGGUACGAUGGAUGCGCGACAACCGUCACGGUGAGACACGGGAUGAGAACGAGUUUCAACGGCGUGGCUAGAGUUUCCGGAACGGUUGUAUGUAUAUUUGAUGUAGCACUUUCAAGGGGACGGCAAUCAACAACUCGCCGCACAAUUCCCCUUUCUAAGCUGUUGUGUAGAAAAAGAUUUCAAGUGUUUCAACGAUGUGCAGCACAUCAGCUUCCCUAAAGCGGUGCAGAAACUUCUCGGCAGACCGUUAGCCGCAAUGUCAUCGUCACUUAGCAUUGGUUAUAAAGCAUCGGUAUCACAUUACGUGCAGUAAAGGUAUCACAGACAACACUACUUGUGCUCAAAUGACGGAGAAAAACGGACGCUUUGAAUGAGUAAACAUCAACAUUAUUGUAAGUUCUUCAAAUACUAAUUAUAAUGUUAACACACAACCAGAAAUGAGUAAUGAAACGAAAAGGAAUCCAAUGCAAGUUGCUCUCUCCACUAUUAGUUGAUACAUAAAGUGUACCUAUAUUUGUGUAUUUAUAGCACUACAAAUAUUCGAAAUAAUGUUUCUUUUUAUUAUCCUUUUGUUCAUAAUGAUAUAUUCCCUAUUACCCUUGUUUGGUGGCAAUUUUAAUGCAUAGCUAGAUUCGUCAAAGGGAGGAUAAUCUUCUCCGACCUGGCCAUAGCGAAUCAUCACAACCGGACUGAGCAUCAGGUUUUUCGUUUUAAAUUAAUUUUCUACUGGUAUUUUUAAUUAAAUAAUUCAAUUCAUGCUUGUAUAUUGCUAAACAAAUAAUUUAUUUAGGAGUUUUCAAAAUAAUUUAU